Darwinula stevensoni is the source of this 236-nucleotide messenger RNA. The record is from the annotation of a GenBank genome assembly. Lineage: Eukaryota; Metazoa; Arthropoda; Ostracoda; Podocopida; Darwinulidae.
AUGAUGUUGACCCUGGAGUCAGACUUCACCACCGACCUGGGAAUGGACGGCCUGGACCACGUGGAGCUCAUCAUGAACGUCGAGAAGGAGUUCGGCGUGACCAUCUCCGACGUCGACGCCGUGCAGAUGCAGAGGCCGGCCGACAUCGUGCGGUACCUCGAGGCCAGGGCGGACGGGUCCAAGUAUGCCGUUCGAGAGUAGGCGCAAGCCGUGUCGAGUACGAGUACGAGUGCGUG